UAUUUGUAGUUAAUAUAAACCUUUAUAUAAAUCUAAAAAAAAAAAAAAAAAGCAUACAUUUCCCAUGAUUCCUUCGGCACAGCAGGUUGUCUUCUCGAUUAGUGAGGAAUAAUUUGCUCUCCCAGGCUCUUAUCGCACUUACAGCGCCAUAAACACAGGCUCCAUGAUUGUUUUGAUUUGAGUAAAGGUGUCUUUUUAUGCAGUCUUUCUUCAAUCCAUUGCCUUUGUCAAGAAUGUAUGAAUCUGACUUGGACAUAAAACACAGGAAUCUAUGCAGAGAAGGGACCUGCAAAACCAGUGUGCCAUUGAAGGUUCCUGUACAGUUCAGUGAUGUGGCAGUGUAUUUUUCGGAGGAGGAGUGGAACUAUUUAAAGGAAGAUCAGAAGUUGCUCUAUAAGGAUGUGAUGCUUGAAAACUACACACUCUUGAGAUCAAUGGGUUAUCUCAACAAAAUGCCAAGGGUUGUUUCAAAGAUUCAGCAAGGAGAGAAGCCUUAUUUACUGGACCCCAUCCAGCAUGGGAAUAACCUGAUACAUUCGCUCAAAGAUGGCCUGGAAGGAUCUGAUGCCCCACAGUGUAAAAUAGAAAUUGAUGCCCACACUGAUGAACUGCAAAAUGGCAAAAGGUCAUAUAGAAUGCAGAGGCAAAUCAUAGAUGUAAAGGAAAGCUGUACACCACCGCUCAAGGUGUAUAACCUGCGUAAACGAGUACUGGUACAAUACACAGCAGAUUCAGACGAAAUGGAGAAAUGUUCCUUUAAGAACUUGCAGCUGAACAACAAUACGUUUGAUGGACCAGCUGAAUGUUUAGAGAGAAAGCCAGUUAAAAGUGUUUGCAAAAGAAAGCAAAAACCUGUCCUGGGAGAAUCACCAUAUCCUUGUAAUGAGUGCAGUAAAAGCUUUGCUAAUAAAGCCUACCUAAUCAAUCACCAGAAGUUCCAUACUGGAGAAGCACCUUAUGAAUGCUCAGAGUGUGGGAAAUGCUUUAAAUUGGUGUGCCUCUUAAGGAGACAUCAGAUCAUUCAUACAGGUGAAAAGCCUCAUGUCUGCAGUGAGUGUAGGAAAUGUUUUACCCACUAUUCCUCUUUAACGAAACACCAACGAAUACACACAGGGGAAAAACCACACAAAUGUUCUGAAUGUGGUAAAAGAUUUAGCCUUACCACAUAUCUCAUAGUACACCAGAGAACUCAUACAGGAGAGCGACCGUAUAUUUGCAAGGAGUGUGGACAUACCUUCACACAGAGCUCAGCAUUGACUAUACACCAGCGAUCACAUACAGGUGAGAAACCUUAUAUCUGCACAGAAUGUGGAAAAGGUUUCACUCACAGAUCACAUCUGAUCACACACCAAAGGUUACACACGGACGAGAGACCCUAUGCUUGUAAGCAAUGUGGGAAAACCUUCAAGCACAGCUCCUACCUUAUAGUACACCGAAGAUCCCAUACUGGGGAAAGACCUUACGCCUGUCAUAAUUGUGAUAGACAGUUUGCACAAAGUUCACAACUUGCAACGCACCUAAAAUCACACGAGAUGGAGAACAGCAUAUAAACUACCCUGAACAAAGCAACAUUUGUGGUACUUGCACUUGAACCUGUUAUACUUUUUUU
Molecule: messenger RNA, 1609 nt
Organism: Pelobates fuscus (common spadefoot toad)
Lineage: Eukaryota; Metazoa; Chordata; Amphibia; Anura; Pelobatidae
Product: zinc finger protein 25-like
Exons: 5
Coding region: 198-1550 (450 amino acids)
Biological process (GO): regulation of DNA-templated transcription
Molecular function (GO): RNA polymerase II cis-regulatory region sequence-specific DNA binding; DNA-binding transcription factor activity, RNA polymerase II-specific
Source: RefSeq, a predicted model, not a curated record